Molecule: messenger RNA, 1007 nt
Organism: Alternaria rosae
Lineage: Eukaryota; Fungi; Ascomycota; Dothideomycetes; Pleosporales; Pleosporaceae
Exons: 3
Coding region: 224-898 (224 amino acids)
Source: RefSeq, a predicted model, not a curated record
CGCGUUCUCAUGCGUUCCAUAGCGCACGUACUGCUUUUUCCAACUCCACAAGUCGACGCUCAUCCCCCGGAGGAUACUCCGAUAAAUCGAUGACGCAUCAUGUACUGCGCUUUGACGAUAACCUGAUGUUGGCCUAGCACCGAAUCUCUAAAUACCAUGGAAACAACUACCAAUCAUUCCUCCACACACAUUACACCUAGUAUCUACAUCUAUGUGAUUCACAAUGCCGCUAUUUCGCUUUACAAAGCCGCGAGUCGCCUCAGCUACGGGCACUAUACAGGGCACGAAAUGUUCUCGUAGCGCUAGGCUUCAUCCACUGCGGAAUGGCACCCAAAGCAGGCAGUAUGCGAGCGAGCCCAUCAUCCCCAAGGUGCAGAAUAGCGAUUUCACAUUUAAGUUCGCAGGCGUUGCCAUGGCUUUCACCGGUGGUCUCUAUUUUGCUAUUAAUUCGGAUCUACGUCCCUCCUCGAAGCAGAAUCUGCAGGCAAAUCUUGAGGCGCAUCCGACUAUGCCAGGGAAGAUGGCCGGCGAGAACGAAGAAAACAUGCGCAGUCACAGAAUCACCAUGAAAGGCGAUCCGAGCGCACCAGGUGCCGGCAGGCCAAACCCGAACGAAGAUUUGGGUCCAAAAGCUAUGGGCCACGGAGCAUCUCCAGCUGUAGCUGACCCGGCCGAUCCCCGCGGAAAGCCCAGGAGCUUCAACUACAUGUCCGGAAAGCAAGAGGGUUUGUCCAAUGGUGACACUCAUCAUAGCUCUCAAGUUUCGAAGCAAGGGGAAAUGAGCAAGAAGGGUGAGGGUGUUGCUGAAACUGCGAAGCUUAAAGGUACCGUGUCGACUAAGCGACCUGGUCCUGAGAAUAAGGAACAGCGAGGUAAGGCUCAGAUGGAUGACGAGUAGCAAAUUCAGUUUAUCAUCGCCUUCGCCGUCAUUUUUGGGAGGCGCUAAAAGCAUCAGAGAAUAUAGCAAGCUAUAGUCAAACCAAAAGCCACCCCAUUGUUGGAUCAGG